Molecule: messenger RNA, 1293 nt
Organism: Schistosoma rodhaini
Lineage: Eukaryota; Metazoa; Platyhelminthes; Trematoda; Strigeidida; Schistosomatidae
Source: the annotation of a GenBank genome assembly
AUGGACUAUGGACGUUAUAAAUAUCUCUUGUGUUUAGGUAUAUUAAUGGUAAAAUUGAUAAUUAAUUUACAUCAUCCAAUUAAGAUAAUAAUAUUCACUAACAAAAUGCUUAAGAAUCAAGAAUAUCAAGCAAAAGAAAAGCAGUUUGAUAAACAUACUACUACUAAUACUACUACUAAUAAUGAUGGUAUACAUAAUGAAGGAACAGAUCGGAAACAUUUUUACAUCAAGGUCCUUAUUGUAUUCCUUUCUCAAGUAUUUAUUUUGAAUUUAGUAUUCUACACCUUUUAUUAUAUACCAGUAUUAAAUCAAUGGAUUGGACAACAUAUAUGGUCGAUGUAUUUGUUAUGUUUACUGAAUGGUUAUAAUGCAGUUAUUCUUUUAAAAAUUCCAAAUAUAGAACGAUUCUUCCCUCUUAAUGUAAUUAUAUUGAGUGCUUUUACAAUCUUCCAUUCAUCCAUUGUGGUCAAUAUUACAUAUCAAAAUGGUGCAGUUGAUGAUGCUAUUUCAUUCAUUAUUGUUCUAAUAACAUCAAUGAUCCUAUUUAUCAUUACAACAAAAUAUUCCUAUGAUAUAACAGUGUUUUUCUAUCGAUAUUUCUUUGUAUUUGUAGUGCCACUAUUAUUUACACCAAUCUUUAUCUUAAUAUUUACUUUUUUUGAAUUUGAAUUACUAACAAGUAAAUUGUUCAUGGUGUUCAUUUUUAUACACUUUCAAUUUUUUACAAUCAUGACAGUUCAAACACUUCAAGGUGGUCAUGAUGUUGAAGUAGAAGUAGAAGAUUAUGUACUUGGUUCAAUGCAAAUGUUCAUUGUAAUCUUAUGUUCAUCAUUAUCAUUAUCAACAUUAUUUGAAAGAGAUUCCAUUAAAGAAUAUGAUUUCCUUAAAACAAUAUUCUUAGUAUUCAAUAUUGCAUUAGUGUACUUUUCUAUAAUGAUUAAUGAAACUAAUCUUAAAAUAUUGCUGUUUUUGGGGUGGUUACCAAUAAGUAAUAAACAGAGACUAACUACAUGUAUAUUAGAAAAACGUUUCGUUAUACUAAUUCGUCUGUUAAUUACUCACAAGCAGGAAAAAUGGGAAACGACGACGGUCAUGGUCCAAAAUCCAAAGAACACAAAAAAGACAAAUCACAUAGCCAUAAGGAGAAGCACAAAGACGGUCAUAGUCACCACAGAUCGGGUUCAAAACAUCGUUCUGGGUCAUCGUCUUCUUCAUCAUCGGAUUCCGACCAUAAAAAGAAGUAAAAAUCAUGGGAUUAAGAAGAAUGAAACAGUUUCCAAUUUAUUUCCUUAG